CACUGACACGUUGGGGCUGCCUAGGAGAAGCCAGCGAUUUGAAUCCUGGUGGAAAAGCUCUGCAAGUUUUAUUAGCUGGUGAUUUUUUUUUUUUUUUUUUCUUAAUUCAGACUGUCUGUAUUUCUGUGACGCUUUACAAGAAGCAGAAGACUCAGCACAACAUUUUUGGCAGAGGCCUGUUUGGAUUAAUUACUGCUUUGGGCAAAAGCUUAUGGGGCUCCAUCUGUUUCCCAUCUCUCCAGGAUGAGAGAGGUUUGGGUUCGGUUUUUCCCCUCUCCCUGUAGUUGAUAGUUUCGGAACCAGAGGUGAUGCUGGAGUCGAGAUGGCAGACAGUGUGAAAACCUUCCUUCAUGACCUCGUCAGGGGAAUAAAGGACUCCAUCUGGGGCAUCUGCACCAUCUCAAAGCUGGACGCCCGGAUCCAGCAGAAGAGGGAAGAGCAGAGGCGAAGGAGAGCAAACAGCGCGCUUGCCCAGCGGAGGUUUCACAUGGAAGAGAAGAAGCAAGAGAAUGAACCCCGGAUAGUGAGCCGGAUAUUUCAGUGUUGUGCCUGGAACGGAGGUGUAUUCUGGCUUAGUCUCUUCUUGUUUUACCGAGUAUUUAUACCUGUCCUUCAGUCAGUCACGGCACAGAUCAUCAGUGACCCUUCCUUACACGGUGACGUCUGGUCUUGGCUGGAGUUCAUCCUCACCUCCAUUUUCAGCGCCCUCUGGGUCCUUCCCCUCUUUGUGCUCAGUAAGGUUGUCAAUGCCAUCUGGUUUCAGGACAUUGCAGAUCUUGCGUUUGAAGUUUCGGGCAGAAAGCCUCACCCCUUUCCCAGCGUCAGUAAAAUCAUUGCCGACAUGUUGUUUAACCUCUUGUUGCAGGCGCUGUUCCUCAUCCAGGGGAUGAUAGUGAGCCUCUUCCCCAUCGAUAUCAUCGGGCAGCUGAUCAGCCUCCUCCACAUGUCGCUGCUCUAUUCGCUCUACUGCUUCGAGUACCGCUGGUUUAACAAAGGAAUUGAAAUGCACCAGCGGUUAUCCAACAUUGAGAGAAACUGGCCCUAUUACUUCGGCUUUGGCUUACCACUGGCUUUUCUCACCGCGAUGCAAUCCUCUUACAUCAUCAGCGGUUGCCUCUUUUCCAUCCUUUUCCCCCUCUUCAUCAUCAGCGCCAACGAAGCGAGGACCCCUGGCAAAACCUACCACUUCCAGCUCCGGCUCUUCUCCUUGGUGGUUUUCCUCAGCAACAGACUCUUUCACAAGACGGUUUACCUUCAGUCUGCCCUCAGCGGUGCUUCCUCCUCCUCCUCUUCCUCCGACCGCCUCCUCUCCCCCCAGCCCUCUCCCGCCAAACACGCCGCUGCACAGGGGCACUGAGAGCCACCCAACCCCAGCGGCUCCCCCUGCCGCCAUGGAAAUUUUGGGGACGACAGAAAAAAAAAAAAAAAAAAAAAGAAAAAGAAAAAAGGCGGAUUUUUAACACCUUUGUGAGUUUCCAAAAGCUGGCCGGCGCCUGUUUUA
This is a messenger RNA of Tyto alba (common barn owl), 1501 nucleotides long. It is a transcript of the gene EI24, whose product is annotated as EI24 autophagy associated transmembrane protein. The transcript has 11 exons. The record is from RefSeq and is a predicted model, not a curated record. The coding region runs from base 323 to 1357 and encodes 344 amino acids. NCBI's taxonomy places the organism in Eukaryota, Metazoa, Chordata, Aves, Strigiformes, Tytonidae. Gene Ontology annotation, biological process: macroautophagy. Gene Ontology annotation, cellular component: endoplasmic reticulum.